Molecule: messenger RNA, 1324 nt
Organism: Bactrocera dorsalis (oriental fruit fly)
Lineage: Eukaryota; Metazoa; Arthropoda; Insecta; Diptera; Tephritidae
Exons: 3
Coding region: 734-1324 (196 amino acids)
Source: RefSeq, a predicted model, not a curated record
CGCGAGUUAUGUGUACACUAUCAUCCCAACCAGACACCACACAACAAAAUAUUAUAAAUUGGACAAAAUAAAAGAUUAAAGAAAAACAAGUAAACAUUACAAAAAAUAUAAGAUAACAAGUAGAGAUAAAGAACAUAAUGCAAAUGUAUACAAACAUGUUUUGGUCCUUAUGUUUGACUAUAAUGAUAACCCAAACAUUAUCGGGUAAACCCCACAGUCAUGUUUGUUUGCAUUCAAUAGAAAAUAAGAUUACAUUUUACAAAUAUUGUAUUUCAUAAGAAAAUAAACAAAACAAAGAAAUAGAUUAAGAAAAUUGUAAUCACUUUAGUAGUUAUAUAAGCAGAACAUAACUUGAAACAUCAGAGAAUAAAAUAUAAUGUCAUAGAAAUAACAUCAUUGGCAUUUUUAUUCCUCCGCUCGAACAAACCUAAAACUGGCGCAGUCGGUAAAAACAAACUGCAAAGUUGAGCGAUACUAAAAACUGAAGUUUUUAAGUUUCGUAAGCUUUAGCAACGGGAAACAAAUCUUAAGAUUAGCUCCCAUUUUAAAAAGAUCUCUUAUAUAUACAAAUAUAUAAGUCGGUCGGCACAGAUAGCCAAGUUUAAGAAAUUUAAGUUUCUACACAAGUUAUCUGGAACGUCGGAGAGCGACUCCGAGGACUACAAUUUGUGAAGGCGAAGAAUAGCUUCAUUCCGCCCAUCAACAUUACCAGGAAGAGUGGGAUUAAAGAUUAAUGCCCCACACACAGAAGACGCAGAAAGAGCGAAGUGCAACAACAACAAGUUCAGUUGUAAUAAAAGAGGAUACAUCAGCAAUGAAUCCAGGCGAGCAGCAACCACUUCAGAUGACAGGAUCGCAAAUUUUGAAGGAAGCUUCAAGAAUCAUGGACUUUGACGGCAGAGAUUUAUCAUCAUUCAUCAGGGAAGUUGACAUGAUCCUUCCUUUAUUCAACCCCAACCCAUCAAUGUUGGAAUUUGUAACGCAGCGACACGUCAAAACAAAAAUUAAAGGAGAAGCAGCAAGUGUCAUCCGGCCUUUGGGACCUACACCAACAUGGCAGCAAAUGAGAGAAGAACUCAUAAAGAAUUUUGGAGUAAAGGAGUCGUACCACACCCUUUACAAUCAGGCGAUUGUACUACGAAACUAUAACGUCAAAUACAUCUUCAAAAUAACAUUGAUGAUAGCAAUUGUAAUAAUUAGCAAUGCAGCCAAACUGGAAGUACAUGAAAUACAUACCGACAAUGGAUACGCAGAAAUCAUCACCAACACUAAACAGAUUGUUACAUCAUCUGACCUCCUGCAUAAGAAUGUGCAAAAGGCUUAA